GCUACAGCCCAGAUCACCCAGAACCCAUGGCUCAACUUUCUGCCCAAAGCCGCACAAAGCUGAUGGCCCUACAGCUGCUGCUUUGGCACAGCACACUGUGGUCGGGACAGGAGGCCAUUCCCCUGGUCUCCGUCAGCCCUCUGCCAUCAUCCCCGCCUUUGCCCCGGACCUUCCUGCUGAAGUCCUUGGAGCAAGUGAGGAAGAUUCAGGCCAGGAACUUGGUGCUGCUGGAGCAGCUGGUGAGUGAGUGUGCCACCUACAAGCUGUGCCACCCCGAGGAACUGGUGCUGCUCGGCCACUCUCUGGGUAUCGUGCAGGCUCCCCUGAGUGGCUGCUCCAGCCAGGCCUUGCAGCUGACAAAGUGCCUGAGCCAACUUCACAAAGGACUCUUCCUCCACCAAGGCCUCUUGCAGGCCCUGGCAGGCAUUUCCCCUGAGCUGGCCCCCACCUUGGACAUGCUGCAGCUAGAUGCUGCCAACUUUGCCACCACCAUCUGGCAGCAGAUGGAAAGCCUGGGGGUGGCCCCUGCUGCGCAGCCCACCCAGAGCACCAGGCCAACCUUCACGUCUGCCUUCCAGCGACGGGCGGGAGGCGUCCUGACCACUUGGUACCUGCAGAGCUUCCUGGAGGUGGCUCACUCUGCUCUGCAGCACUUGACCUCGCCCUGAGCAAAG
Molecule: messenger RNA, 674 nt
Organism: Psammomys obesus (fat sand rat)
Lineage: Eukaryota; Metazoa; Chordata; Mammalia; Rodentia; Muridae
Gene: Csf3
Product: colony stimulating factor 3
Exons: 5
Coding region: 27-668 (213 amino acids)
Biological process (GO): immune response; positive regulation of cell population proliferation; positive regulation of myeloid cell differentiation
Cellular component (GO): extracellular region
Molecular function (GO): cytokine activity; growth factor activity
Source: RefSeq, a predicted model, not a curated record